AUGAUGCUUUUACAUUAUGACAAUGAUAUGUGGGGUAGUGACGUGAAAGAUUUCAAGCCUGAGAGAUUUGCAGAAGGUGUGUCAAAGGCAACAAAGGAGCAAGCAUCAUACUUCCCUUUCGGUGGGGGUCCACGUACAUGUAUUGGGCAAAACUUUGCUAUGCUGGAAGCAAAACUGGCACUUGUUAUGAUUCUAAGAGGUUUCUCCUUUAAGCUUUCACCAUCGUACAAACAUGCUCCACAUACUAUUAUCACUUUGCAACCGCAGUUUGGUGCUCAAUUGGUUUUACGUAAACUUUAG
Messenger RNA from Lactuca virosa, 300 nucleotides. Lineage: Eukaryota; Viridiplantae; Streptophyta; Magnoliopsida; Asterales; Asteraceae. The record is from the annotation of a GenBank genome assembly.